Messenger RNA from Hordeum vulgare subsp. vulgare (domesticated barley), 3944 nucleotides. Its product is annotated as tetratricopeptide repeat protein SKI3. The transcript has 20 exons. NCBI's taxonomy places the organism in Eukaryota, Viridiplantae, Streptophyta, Magnoliopsida, Poales, Poaceae. Gene Ontology annotation, molecular function: protein binding. The coding region runs from base 252 to 3716 and encodes 1154 amino acids. Gene Ontology annotation, cellular component: Ski complex. The record is from RefSeq and is a predicted model, not a curated record.
UGCUUUUACUUUCCCUCGCGGGGCCAUCCAUCUAACCCUCUCCGGACUCCACCAGAGCACCACCGCCCCGAAGAAAAUCCCUCCCCCAGCCUCCUCCUCCUCCUCCGACGUAGAGUGGGAGCGCGGAGAUCCAUCCCAACUCGGAUUCAUCCACCCUUCAACCCCACCCAGUCUGCCGCUGAUUCUUCUGCUGCUCGGCGGAGCACUAGCAGCACCGCAGCACGAGAUUCCGAGGGUUCAGCUCAGCCCCCAUGUCCGCCCCCGCGGCGAAGCAGGGCGCGGAGGAGGAGGCCGAGCGCCUCCUCGCGGCCGCCAAGCUGAACCCCAACGACGGCGGGCCCUUCCGCUCCCUCGGCCACCACUACGCCCGCGCCGGCGACGCGCAGCGCGCGGCCAGGUGCUACCAGCGGGCCGCGGCCCUUGACCCCGACGACGCCGAGGCCGGGGAGGCGCUCUGCGAUUUGCUUGAUGCGGACGGGAAGGAGAGCCUGGAGCUCGCCGUGUGCAAGGAGGCUGCCGGCAAGUCGCCGCGCGCAUUUUGGGCCUUCCGGAGACUCGGCUACUUGCAGGUUCAUCAAAAUAAGUGGUCAGAUGCUAUACAGAGCCUUCAACACUCAAUACGAGGUUAUCCAACAUGUGCCGAUUUAUGGGAGGCACUUGGUCUGGCUUACCACCGUUUGGGCAUGUUUACUGCAGCAGUGAAGUCAUAUGGGCGAGCUAUUGAACUUGAUACUUCCAAGGUCUUUGCUUUGAUUGAAAGUGGAAACAUCCAGCUAAUGCUUGGUUAUUUCAGAAAGGGAGUCGAACAGUUUCGUUCUGCCGUGGAGAUGGCUCCUCAUAAUCAUUCUGCAUACUUUGGACUUGCUUCGGCAUUGCUUGCGUGGUCAAAGCAUUGUGUAACUACUGGGGCCUUUACCUGGGCAGCUAAUCUGUUGAAGGAAGCAUCAGAAACUGCUAAAGUUUGCACUUCCUUGGCUGGAAACCUUUCCUGUGUUUGGAAAUUGCAUGCAGAUACUCAGCUCGCACUUGCAAGGUGUUUUCCGUGGGAGGAUAGGCAUAUCAAGAGGGGCAUGGAUGAACAAAAUUUCAAAGCUUCUGUCCUUCAGUGGAGAAAUACAUGUUUGUCAGCUGCAAAUAGUGCAAAACUCUCAUAUCAACGAGCUUUGCACCUCACUCCUUGGGAAGCUAAUAUUCACGUUGAUACUGCUAUUUGUCUUGAUCUCAUUUGUACCAUGGAGGAGAAUAACUCUGUAGACCCCAUUGUUUGGGAGCUUCCAGAGAAAAUGUCGUUAGGUGGUUUGAUGCUGGAACCAGUUAAUAAGGAUUUCUGGGUUACAUUGAGUUCAGUCUCAACUAAUCAGGCUUUAAAGCAGCAUUCUCUUAUCAGGGCACUGCAGUUGGAUACGUCUCUCUCUGAAGCUUGGGCAUACCUUGGAAAGAUUUACAGACAAUCAGGUCACAAGCAAUUGGCAAGACAAGCAUUUGAUCGAGCUCGAAGCAUUGAUCCAUCAUUGGCCUUGCCAUGGGCUGGAAUGUCGGCAGAAAACGAUCACCAAUCUAGGGCUGGUGCAGUAAAUGAGUCUUAUGAAAGCUGCUUGAGAGCUGUGCAGAUACUACCUCUGCCAGAGUUCCAGAUUGGCCUUGGGACAAUUGCAGCUCGUUCUGGUGAACUUAUGUCACCUCAGGUAUUGAUGGCUGUAAGACAGGCUGUUCAGCGAGCGCCUCAUUACCCAGAAUCACACAAUAUAAAUGGCUUGGUCUCUGAAGUGCGAUCAGAUUUCCAUUCUGCAAUCGCGUCUUACCAACAUGCGAAGUUUGCUUUGGACAUGAUGCGCAGGUCCAAGUUAGACAAUAGAUAUCCUUUUGUUGAUGUUUCAGUGAAUCUUGCCCGGUCACUAUGUAAGGCUGGUCUUGCAACUGAUGCUGUGCGCGAGUGCGAAGAGUUGAAAACACAAGGACUGCUGAACGUUGAUGGAUUGCAAAUAUAUGCUCUUGCAUUGUGGAAACUUGGACGGCAUGAUGAAGCUCUUUCCAUAUCACGAAACUUGGCUGAAAACUUAUCUAAUAUGAAGCACGAGAGUGCAACUGGGGCACUGGGAUUCAUAUGCACCUUAGCAUACAACAUAACUGGGAAGGAUUCUGCAGCUUUGGUCAUUCAUACACUCCCUGGUCAACCCAGUUAUAACAGAGAGUUGAAAUUCAUCAUCUCUGCAUUAGAUGCUUUGCAGCCAAGCAAGCGUUUUCAGUUACCUCACUUGAGCAUGCCUCCUAGACUUACAUCCUAUGACGUGAUGAGUGAAGUCCACUCAAAUAUUGCUCUGGGGAAGGCAAUUGGUGGGGAAGUAAACAACUGUUUAGGGGUCGAGGGUGGUUUGUCUUACCUGAAAAAGGUUCUACACAUGUAUCCUGACUGCAGUUUAGUAAGAAACCAUCUUGGAGCUCUGUUGCUGUCGAGUGGAGAUUGGACUGCUUCUCACAAAGCAGUAAGGGUUACUUCGUUGUCCCAUGGGCACACAUCCAAUAGUGGUCUAAGGUCUCCGCAUCAAAUUCAAGCAUGUGCAACAAUGUCUUGCUAUUCUACCUGCACUUCUUAUCCAAAGUUCUCAUUCCCAACAUGUGAAGACCAGUACCUAAGUCAAUACAAUGCAAUAUGCAACCUGCAAAGGUUGGUCCAUCAAGAACCAUGGAACCAAGAUGCACGCUACUUGCUUGUGCUUGCUAUUUUCCAAAAAGCACGUGAAGAGAAGUACCCCAAACAUAUUUGUACCACUUUGAAGAGGCUGGUUUUACAAAUUAUGUCCAGCAGUAGCAAUUCACAAGAGCAUAAACACAGCCUUUAUGAGAAGUACUUGCUACUUCUUUUGUUUUCAGAGGUUAGUUUGCAAUCUGAUGACCAUGGAAACGGCAUUGCUCAAGUUACAGAUGCUCUAGGAGUUGCUCCUCCUAGUGUGGAUACUUUCUUUGCACACUUGCAACUGUGUCGGGCUUAUGUGGUGCAAGGCGAUCUUUCGAACUCCAGGAAGGAAUACAUGAAAUGCUUGCAGAACCGCACGAAUACUGAGGUUGGCUGGGUAAUGCUCAAGCAACUUGAAUCUCUAUGUUCAGUGAACCGUGGCUCUGAUGAAAUAGAGAUAAAUCUCAAAGAAUGCAUUGAAAGGAACGGUAGCAACCCAUCAAAAUGGGCAUCUCUUUUUAACCUAGCAUGUGCUCAGUGUUUUAUGCGGGAUGAGGACUUUGCAAGUGCUGAAAAAGCUCUUGCACAGGCAUGUGCUGAAAAGGAUGCUGAUAGCUGUGUCUUAUUCCUGAAUGGAGCUAUGCAUAUGGAGAUUGCCCGGAGGUAUGCGGCUCCUCAGUAUAUAACCCGCGCAGCUUCGAGCCUCAGAAAGGCGCAGCAGAAGUCUCAAGCUGCCGUACCCAUCGUGUCACUCCUGCUGGCCCAAGCAGAAGGCAGCCUCGGCUCCAAAGCCAAGUGGGAGAAGAACCUUCGCCUCGAGUGGUUCUCUUGGCCCCCAGAACUGCGGCCUGCCGAGCUCUACUUCCAAAUGCAUCUUCUGGCGAGCCAGUCGACUGCAGCGGUGGCAGGUCCUCAGCAGAAGAAGCAGCAGCAGUUGGUGGAGACGAUGCAGAGUCCCGGGGCGUGGCUUCUGAGGGCGAUACACCAGAACCCGUCGUGCUCCCGGUACUGGAAGGCCUUGCUGCAGCUUGUGUACGUGUAGCCUCGGUCUUGUAGCUGAGACGGACGUAGCAGAAUCAGUUUAACGGAGUUGUAGCGUAAUUUGUGUCGUGUAGACCUCUUUGCUAUGAGCCCAUGAGGUGCUCUGGCGAAGUGUAUUUGUUGUUGUAAACAUAGUUUCUUUCUAACAUUUCCCUCUAGUGGUAGGAGCUGGGAGUUGAGACUGCAUGCAAGGAAAGAAAAAAAGAAGCGUCAGAGUCUUCUUAUCCCA